GAGAGAAACGGCAUACCUUAUCUAAUGGCCGUUGCAGGGACUCACUUUACUGUUGUUCAGCAGCCGCAAGUGUUGUUUGCUCCUAAGUCUUGCAGUAUUUAUAGUCGAACAUUCUCUUUCCCUAGUGGUAAAAGCCAGAGCAAUCAUCAGUUCCAGUUUCAGUACCAUACCAAGUCCAAGUAUGGGGUUCUGAAUUGUAUAUGCUGCUCUACUGAUUCAAAUUCAAGUCGUGGUUUCGGUCCGAGUGAUGGCAACACUAACAAGGGUAAGAAUUCUGCAACCGCCAGAAGGCAGGCCAAGGGCACAGUGCGGCCGCAAAGGAAUUCAUCUACCCGACAGUCAGACGACCUCCUUAAUCAGGCACCUCGUUUGAACUCUACGAAUGAUGUCAGAAAGUCAAAAAGUGUGGGGUCAGAUCUUCAGUUUGAGGAACGGUUGGAUGUAGUAAAAAGGUCGGCGCUUCAGCAGAAAAAAACAGAGGAAGAGAAAGCAUAUGGAGCAAUUGACUAUGAUGCUCCGGUUGAGUCCAGAAGUACUACAAUCGGACUGGGUACCAAGAUUGGAGUUGGAGCGGCUGUUAUUGUAUUUGGACUCUUGUUUGCACUUGGUGACUUUCUUCCCUCUGGAAGUGUUAGUCCCACUGAGGAGAUUGCCAGCAAGGGUAAGAGAAUUGCUGAAGAUGAGAGAGCUAACCUCCUGAAGACGCUUCAGCAAUUUGAGGCUACACUGGCUUCAUCACCAGAGGAUCCCAUCUCGCUUGAAGGAGCUGCUGUGACCUUAUCAGAACUGGGGGAGUACAAUCGAGCCUCUUCCCUUCUUGAAGAAUUGAUUAAGAAAAAACCAAGUGACCCAGAUGUUUACCGUUUGCUUGGAGAAGUCAAAUAUGGACUGAUGGAUUAUGAAGGGAGUGCUGCUGCUUUUAGAAUGUCUGCCAUGGUAUCCGGAACUAUUGAUUUUGAAGUUCAACGUGGCCUUACAAAUGCACUAAUUGCCGCGAGGAAGCCAGAUGAGGCUGUUCAAAUGCUUUUGGCAUCACGCAAAAGUCUGAAAGAAGAAAAAACUAGUGGUAGCAGUGAUGGAACCAAGAACAGUGCAGCGAAAUCAAAGUCAGAGGUAGACCCAAUUCAAGUUGACCUGCUUCUGGGAAAAGCAUACUCAGAAUGGGGCCAUAUCAGUGAUGCCGUGUCUGUAUAUAAUCAACUCAUUUCUACCUAUCCUGACGACUUUAGGGGUUACUUAGCGAAGGGUAUCAUUUUGAAAGAGAACGGAAAUGUUGGUGAUGCUGAGCGGAUGUUUAUACAAGCGAGAUUCUUUGCACCAGAGAACGCUAAGGCGCUUGUUGAUAAGUAUUCAAAAUGAUUUCCCUUGAAUAGUCCUUUGAUAUCCCUGGCUGUUACACUAUUUUGAUGGCUGAAACAGGGUUUAAUUGUCCAGCAUCAGAGAAAAGUUAAGUAGCCUGCGGCUUAUGAAUUGUGAGAUUCUUUGGUUACUGGGAAGUAUAUAGUAGUGGAUGGCAGUUACCAACAUAUGUUUCAUUACUAGUUAUUGUGUAGACAUAUAAUAUUUCUGUUGAAUAAUGUGGUAUGUCGAGUCGGUCAAAAACGCUAUGUUUGUAUUCAGUUUGCUCAGUUGCUUUUCUAUAAUAUACGUGAGGUCAGCACUCA
This is a messenger RNA of Solanum lycopersicum (tomato), 1664 nucleotides long. RefSeq lists its product as uncharacterized. Gene Ontology annotation, cellular component: chloroplast thylakoid membrane. Gene Ontology annotation, molecular function: protein binding. Lineage: Eukaryota; Viridiplantae; Streptophyta; Magnoliopsida; Solanales; Solanaceae. The record is from RefSeq and is a predicted model, not a curated record.